Messenger RNA from Tetrahymena thermophila SB210, 738 nucleotides. RefSeq names its product 2,3-diketo-5-methylthio-1-phosphopentane phosphatase family protein. Gene Ontology annotation, molecular function: phosphatase activity. The record is from RefSeq and is a predicted model, not a curated record. Lineage: Eukaryota; Ciliophora; Oligohymenophorea; Hymenostomatida; Tetrahymenidae. The transcript has a single exon.
AUGAGCUUCACUGAAAAUACUGGCAACUAAUGCGACUUGUACGUCUUUGACUUCGAUUAUACCAUUAUCGAAGAAAAUAGCGAUACCUGCUUUUAUAAUCUCUUCGAAAACGGAAAGCUCCCUAAGGAAUUAGCAGAUGUAGAAGAUGAAAAUUAAUGGACUGCUUUCAUGAAUAAGGUACUCACAUAUAUCAAAUAAAAGGUCGGAGUCACUAGCUAGCAACUUAAGGCAGAACUUGAAAAGUGCCAUUUAAUUGGUGGCAUGAAAGAAUUGUUUGAAAAAAUUAAAUCCAAAGGUAGCGACAUCAUUAUAGUAAGCGACGCUAAUUCAAACUUUAUCAAGUGGAUAGUUGAAAAGAAUGAAAUAUCUCACUUAUUCACUGCCAUUUACACCAACCCUUGCGUAAUUGAAAACGAUUAGCUUAUUGUCAAGCGUUUCUAUGAGUCUCAUGAAUGCACCUAUUGCACUGGUACUCCUAAUAUGUGCAAGAGUAAAAUUAUACGUGAGCACCUUGCUAAGUAUCCUGGUAAAUACGAAAAUAUACAUUACUUUGGAGAUGGUUCAAAUGACUUCUGCCCUAUGUUCCAUCUCAAGGAUUCUAACUCUACUGGUUAUGUUAGAUCUGGUUUUGCUUUAGAAAAAAGAAUAAAAAAUUACUUUAACAAUCCUAAUGCCGAACCCUUUAAGUGCAAAAUGGUAUAUUGGAGAUAAGCCUACGAUUUCUUAGAUUAAAUUUGA